CGCUCCAGUAGCUUUCCCCAUUCUCUCCCUUUGUGCCAAUCUUUUACUCCUUCAGAGCCAUGGCUACUUCUGCUGCGCGAACGCCGCCGGCGAGACGCGCGUCAACAUCAAACCACGCAGCCACGUCCAUUGCACGCGGUGCGACUGCACGUUCGGCUGUCUCGCCAAAAGUCGCAGCCUCGCUGAAUGGCACCACCCGGCGCACAUCAUCGUCUAGACCAUCUUCUUUGGCGUCUACCGCGGAAGCAGAUGCGGCUGCGAAUGAGGGACUGGCUGCGGCACUGAAGAAGGAGACGGAAGAGAAGGAAGAGCUUCUUGUCCGCGUGCAGAAUAAGGACCAAAACAUCUCCGAACUGGCUUCUGAGAAUGCUCAGCUCUCGGCAGCUCUGAAUGCAGCUGAAACGCGUCUGUCUGAGCUUUACGCUGAUCAAGCACGAAUUGAGGAAGAAACCGCGACACGGUUGGAGCUCGUGGAUAGACUCAGGUUGCAAGUACAAGAACUAGAAAGGGAAAAGCGGGAUGUCCUUCGACGAUACAAUGAACAGGCUACGACGUUUGAUGCUGAACGACAAUCGUUUUACGAUAAUGAGCAACAUCUCAAGUCGCGUAUCCAAUCGCUUGUGCAGGCACGCAAGUCAGAGGAAUUGCAUCAUAAGGCAUCAACUCAAUCUUUCGGUGAACCUUCCAUCCCCGAAGAAGACAACACAUUCGGAGAAGUAGAGCAAGUUGAAGCAACAAGGAAUGCUGCUACUUCAAGCGGCUUUCAGCGAACAGAGCCUGAUGAGGCAUGCGAACCUGCGGAAAUGACUUCUUUGCGACUGGAAUUAUCAACUUUGUCUACCUCUUACACGUCUUUGCAAACAACUGUCCAGCACCUUUCCUCACAGCUUCUCGACCUCAAACGGGUCAAUGCUCAGCUGCAAGAAGAGAAUGAAAGUUAUAACAUUCUGCUUCGCGAAAGAACUCUAAAUGGCCAGUUUGAUAUACUGAAAUCAGCAAGUACGAAGCAGAUUGACGAAGGCUCGAUGGAGGGAGUCGAAGGAGAUGAUGAAGAAUAUACUGGUGAUGAUCAAAGCGCGUUUCCUUCACGAAGCAGGACCCCUCUUGAUCCUGUUGAUGAACUUGCUGAGGAUAUGGAUUCCGCAGUCUAUGGCGAGGAGCAUGAUCAAGACACUUUUGUUCCGGACGAUACAGGGUCGUAUUCAUCCGCGGGAAAUCGCGAACGUUCUCGUCGUGCUGGUCGUGGAAACCGCCGUGCUGUGGCAUCUUCGUCCUCUCCGCCACCGAAAGGCGAGUCACUCGCUGGUCUACCUGUGGCAGGGCCGGGCUUGGAUCUCGCAGCAGAGCUUGGACGUGCGGAAAACUCAGCCAUGUUCAACGGGACUGUGGAUCAAUUCGAAUCACGGGAUCGCUCAUCCUCGAAUGCGAAAGCCAAGAAAGGAAAGCGACAGUCUAUGGACCGAAAGGCGCCAGACGCCAAAGUUGAACCUGCCAAAGACCUCGAUACCCUGCGUAACGAGGUCAAGUCGCUCAAGGAUGCAAACAAAGCACUGUCAUUAUACGCAUCGAAGAUUAUUGAUCGUAUUAUUGCACAAGAAGGAUUUGAGCAUGUGCUGGCGGCCGACUAUGAGAAGAGCCCAACGUCGCCUACCAAGAAGCAAUCGUCCCAGAAUCCCGCAGCGGAGGAAGUGCCGAAAAAGAAAGCUAGGCCUCAAAGCGCAAUAUUUGGACUGUCUUUUCCUAGCACUGAACCUGUACAAUCACAACCGUCUCAGAACGGCGUUGCUCCAACGUCACCCACAAUUCCUGUCGAGCAAACCGCUACAACAAGAACACAGAGGCGCUCGUUAUCAUUUGACUGGAGGCCAUCAUUCUCUAUGUUUGGUGGCUCGUCGGACAAGAAACCCGAGGUCAACUCAAACUUGCGUCCUCUCACUCUCCGUCCUGGAGGAUCUUCCGUUAUCACUGCGCGCAAGCUAGACACGCAAGAGGAUGACGAAGACAGGAAGGAACGUGAGCGAUUGCACGCGACUAUGAAACUGAUGGGUAUCAACAAGCCGGUUUCACCGACCCCGACAUCGCCCAAUGUCAACAGCCCAAAGACAUUCCUUAGCACACCUUCAUCAACGCCUGCUAGCACCCCGAACCCACAAUCUGAGGCUACGAGCCCCAAGCCCGCGCAACCGUCUCGCUUCUCAUUCUUUCGAUCGCGAUCAAAUACCUCGGAAAACUCAGUGAAUUCGACCAACUCUGCACCAGCACGGUCGGGAAGCAACCUAACUGCGGAAGCAUUAGAACGUGCUGAGGCAGAGACGACGCUGCAAGCUUUGGACGAACGAGAAAAGGCCUUGAGCGCAGAAAUAGCGAAAGGUUCAAACGGUGGUUUCACGGAACUUCCAAGCCGCCGUCAACGAGGUGAAGGCCGGAGUAAAAAGAGUAGGUUGAGUGGUGGGAGUGGGAGUGGAAGCACAGUGUGGAGCGCUGGAAUGAGUACACAUAAAGAGGAGAGUGGGGACGAAGCUGGUCGAGCAUGAAGAUUGAAGAACUUUAGACGUGACGAUGGACUUUCUGACGACUAUUAUGAUUUUUCUGCUGAGGUUACAAAGUUAUGUAUGCUAUACCCC
This is a messenger RNA of Fomitiporia mediterranea MF3/22, 2624 nucleotides long. RefSeq lists its product as uncharacterized. Bases 60 to 2534 code for a protein of 824 amino acids. The transcript is spliced from 3 exons. The record is from RefSeq and is a predicted model, not a curated record. Lineage: Eukaryota; Fungi; Basidiomycota; Agaricomycetes; Hymenochaetales; Hymenochaetaceae.